AUGCAGACUCGACCACUUUCUCGAUGCGUGAGUGAUGAACAGUGGGCCAUCUUGUCCCCCGUCAUCACCUACUGGACUGUUUCCGCAUUCUACGAACUGCUGGACUACUUCGACCUGUGCAACAAACACCGCAUCCGCCUUCGGCCCGCACCGCCAAGGGAGUCUGGGAAGCUGCAGAAUCAGAAUCUCGUCACUCGCGGCGCCGUCUUUCGCCAUGUUCUCAUGUCCCAAGUUGCCCAGACGGCUUUACUGUGGGCAGCAUCAGCAUCAGCAUCAGCAUCAGCACAGCUGCCCGCAGAAACGGCUCUCCAAACUGCCCCGGCAGGCCCCGGCCCAGCCACGCUCCACGGCCUCCUCCACGGCGCCUUCAACAUGCUGUGGCUGCUGUCUCGGCAAUUCUGUGCUCUAGUAGUCCUCGACACCUGGGUGUUCUGGACGCAUUAUGCCGAACAUCGCAACACCUGGCUUUACAGGAACGUCCAUGCAGUCCAUCAUCAGCUGUACGUUCCGUUCUCCUUUGGCGCGCUCUACAACCACUGGUUCGAAUCGCUCUGCGUUGAUGGAAUGGGUGGCAUCCUGGGUGUAUGGGUCAUCGGGCUUUCGAGCCAAGAAACGAUCUGGUUCUACGCCUUGGUAACGGCAAAGACGGUCGAGGAUCACUGCGCGUACGAUCUCCCGUGGAGCCCGUUUUCGAUCUUCGGGAAGUUGACCGGCGCUGAUAUCAUUUACCACAACGUUCAUCACGAGCGCUGGGGUCUGAAGACAAACUUUCAGAUCUAUUUCACAUGGUGGGACCGGCUGCUCGGCUCCGAAUACCGGGGCCAUCGUAGCAUAUCUGAUGCAGCGCAGUCGCACGAGCCAAGACCACUUGCGCGCGGCUCGCAGGGUAAGCUAGAUUGA
This is a messenger RNA of Pseudocercospora fijiensis CIRAD86, 900 nucleotides long. RefSeq lists its product as uncharacterized. Gene Ontology annotation, biological process: lipid biosynthetic process. The transcript has 3 exons. The record is from RefSeq and is a predicted model, not a curated record. Gene Ontology annotation, molecular function: iron ion binding; oxidoreductase activity. The coding region runs from base 1 to 900 and encodes 299 amino acids. NCBI's taxonomy places the organism in Eukaryota, Fungi, Ascomycota, Dothideomycetes, Mycosphaerellales, Mycosphaerellaceae.